Molecule: messenger RNA, 578 nt
Organism: Clunio marinus
Lineage: Eukaryota; Metazoa; Arthropoda; Insecta; Diptera; Chironomidae
Source: the annotation of a GenBank genome assembly
UUCUAACAAAGUUCACAAUGAUUCACAAAAACAUUCAAUGAUAUCUGAUGAUGAAUGACUAUACAAUCCGUGUGCAUUGAUGUACUGUGAAGAUAAAAAUAUCGUCGAAUAAUUUUUCUUCGUAAUUGACCUGCCAUUAAUCAGUAAUCGUCAUUAAAAACAUUCAAAACAAGUAAUUUUUAGUAAAUAUCAAAACAAAUCCGACUAAAAGUUGAAUAAAUGAGUUUGACAUCUAAGUUUGUCUUCGGUAGUUGUUGUGCUGUAACAUUUGGUACAAUUGGGUAUGUACAUUGGAAGCAAAAUUUUGAUAGAAAAAAACUUAAAGAAGGUGUUGUCAGAGAUGUAGAAAGGCAAAGAGUCCGUGAGAUGAAUAAAUCAAUUAACACAUACAAUCUUCAACAGCAGAAAGAGCUGGAAAAGGUUUUAAGACGAGAAGAAAACAAACAAUUUGCUAACGAAACUUAAAUCAACAGAUUAACUUUUAGUUAUAGCAUCUUCUAAUUUUUAAAUCGUUUUUAAUUAAAAUGAGUCCUUUUAGAAAAAAUAAAAAAAAAUGCGAUUAUAAUCCAACAUCUAAA